CUCCCGGGAGGCGGCCGGGCUUGGUCCUUCCCCGCGCCGGCUGGGCGAACGGGCGGGCGGGCUGGGCUGGCGAGGAAGCCCCGAGCCUGGCGGCCGCCCCCCACCGAGCUCUCGCCUCUCCGCCCCCCGAAGGCAGCUGAGCUCCGCCGCCCCUUCCUCCCCGCCCGCUGCCUCCCCGCCCUCCGCUUUCCGGCCGCCGAGCCUGGCGCACCAGCCCAGCCCGCAGCCUUGCAGCGCAGCGGAGCCCGGGCUGGGUCGGUCACUCGGACGGACGGACGGGCGUUGAAUCGAAGCGGCCGGCGCUGCGAGCGAGGCGACGGGAGCCCUGGAGCGGCGGCGAUGCCCUGUCCCGGCGGGCUGCUGCUGCUGCCCUGAAGCGGCGGCCAGAGGAGCGUCGGAACGCGACUGAGCGACUGCCAAGAGCUGCUUCUGCCUGACCCAAUGGCCUACACCAUCAGCCCCACCCCGUCUGUGCCGGUGGGAACCCCAAAUUGUGUUUGCAGAGUGGAAACUGUCCGUGUGUGUCAAAACCUUUUGGACAGAGAUGUGACUUCAAAAUCGGAUCCUUUUUGUGUCUUAUUUAUGGAAAUCAAUGAAAAAUGGACAGAGAUCGACAGGACAGAAACGGCGAUAAACAAUCUCAACCCGGCUUUCUCUAAAAAGUUCAUCAUAGAUUAUCACUUUGAGGAGGUCCAGAAGUUGAAAUUUGCCUUGUUUGACCAAGACAAAUCAAGCAUGCAACUGUACGAACAUGACUUCCUGGGAGAAUUUUCUUGCACUCUGGGAUCGAUUGUCUCAAGCAAGAAAGUAACAAGAGCACUCGUUCUCGGGAAUGGAAAACCAGCCGGAAAGGGAAUGAUAACGAUAGCAGCCCAGGAGUUAUUGGACAAUCGGGUGAUCACACUCAGCAUGGCCGGCAGGAAGUUGGACAAGAAGGAUUUGUUCGGGAAAUCAGAUCCAUUUUUAGAGUUUUAUAAACAAGGGGAUGACGGGAAAUGGAUGCUGGUGCACCGGACAGAGGUAAUUAAAUACACGCUGGAUCCUGUAUGGAAGCCAUUCACGGUGCCUUUGAUAUCUCUCUGUGAUGGGGACACAGAAAAGCAGAUCAAGAUUGUGUGCUAUGACUACGACAAUGAUGGAGGACAUGAUUUCAUCGGGGAGUUCCAGACUUCUGUUGACAUGAUGUGCAGAGAUGGCUCUGUGGCAGAGUUUGAAUGCAUCAAUCCCAAAAAACAGAAGAAGAAAAGGAGCUACAAGAAUUCAGGCAUCAUCAUUGUCAAGUCCUGCAAAAUCACCCGAGAUUACUCCUUCCUGGAUUACAUCCUCGGAGGCUGCCAAUUAAUGUUUACGGUUGGAAUCGACUUCACGGCAUCCAACGGAAAUCCUCGGGAUCCGACAUCUUUGCACUACAUUAACCCCAUGGGGACCAACGAAUACCUUUCGGCCAUCUGGGCAGUCGGGCAGAUCAUCCAAGACUAUGACACAGACAAAAUGUUUCCUGCCUUGGGAUUUGGGGCCCAGCUCCCACCAGACUGGAAGGUUUCUCAUGAAUUUGCCAUUAAUUUUAAUCCCACCAAUCCUUUUUGCCUUGGUGUGGAAGGCAUCGUCCAGGCCUACUCCAGUUGCCUGCCUCACAUUCGCUUCUACGGACCCACCAACUUCUCCCCCAUCAUUAACCACGUGGCUCGGUUCGCGGCCCAAGCGACCCAGCAGGAAUCUGCCAGCCAAUAUUUCAUCCUGCUGAUCAUCACCGAUGGUGUCAUCAGCGACAUGGAUGAGACACGGCACGCUGUCGUACAGGCCUCCAGGCUGCCCAUGUCCAUCAUCAUCAUCGGGGUUGGGAAUGCAGACUUUGCUGCCAUGGAGUUUCUGGAUGCAGACAAUCGCAUGCUCCGGUCGUACACAGGCGAGGAGGCUGUGCGGGAUAUUGUCCAGUUUGUGCCAUUCCGUGAAUUCCGCAAUGCACCCAAAGAAACGUUGGCAAAGGCUGUGUUGGCAGAACUCCCACAGCAAGUGGUUCAAUACUUCAAGCACCAGAAUCUGGCACCCCUCAACUCGGAACCCGCUUAGAAGAGUCAACCGUUUGCUCCUGGCCUGCAUGUAUCCCACAUCCGUUGGUGGCAGAAGAUUGCAUGUCUCCCGUGGUUUCCAAUAACGUUUCGUUUUACCGAGUUCAUUUAAUCAAAAGGAGCAAAGUGUCACCCGAUUCCUUCCGAAGGCAACUUUGCAGCGUUGAGAAGUUUAGGCAUCUGCCUUCAUGGAUCUUCAAGGAAGGAAAGAACCCACCGUGGCCAACAGUGGACAUGCCUUGAUUCCACAAGUCAACUUUUAAGUAUCUGAAUGUACUUUGUAUGGGUUUUGUGGAACGAGAGGACCUUUUUACAGCCGCAACUUACUGUCUCCCAAGUGUGAUGUUCUCAAAAUCUCGUUGCCCAAAGAAAUGUGGAUCAGCCUUCAAUGUGUUGUAACUUGUACUUCUGCUCUAUGUCCAUUUUUAUACCUUGUACACAUGAUUAUUUGUUAUACUCAGGUUAAUAAAGAACCCUGAACUCUUCAUAUCUCAGUUGAAGCCUGCUGCGAUAGGAGCCCAGUGGCCUCCUGCAGUUUCUUUGAACCAAAUCCCUCCAGGUGAGUUACAUCUCAACUCCCGGUCAGGGUUGCCCCAAAUACCUGCGAAGGGCACCAGAUGGGUGCUUACAUCCUUCCCUAAAUGCCAGUUUACAACUCUCAGAACCUGUUUCAUUUGCGAGACAUGCUGGAUUUGUGUGAGAGAAAAGGUGAGCUAGACCAUAAUUGGUUUCAGACCAUUCAUCCUUGACUUAGAUUGGUUUAGCAACUGUUUGACAUUACAAUGCCACUGAAAAAGUGACUUAUGACUGGUCCUUGGACUUAUGACUCUCCCCAUGGCCACAAAGAUCAACAUUUGGACACCUGGCAACCAGCCUAUCUUCAUGUCAGUUAAAGCAUCCCAUGGUCAUGUAUUUGCCAUUUGGGACCAUCCCAGCUGGCUUCCGACAAGCAGUCAAUACUGGAUUCACUUAAUGGCCUGAGGAUUCACUUAACAACCAUUAGAAAAAGAUCAUAAACAUUCGGUGGGAUUCCCUUAACAAUCGCCGUGCUUAGCAUUGGAAAUUCUGUUUUCAAUUAUGGUCAUAUGUUGAGGACUUCCUGUAACUGAGCCCACAAUUUUGGUUGUAAGUCAUGAGAGUCAUAAAGAUUGCUCCGUGACGUGACCUGACGGUUGGUUAUUAAGCAAACACUGUUUGCUAUGGAUUGGUUUUUAUGCUGGAAACCAGAAAUAAGCAUCAAUCAAGACAUUGUAAAUCAUGGUCAGAAGGUGCUGCAAACAGCUAUAAAUCUGGGCCAAUUGCGAAGCCAUCAAAUGACAGCCAUGUGAUUCCCUAUUGUACCUUUAAAUCUGGGCCAUAAGCCUCAUUUUCAGGGUUCAUGGUAACUUCAAACGGUUGCUAAGCAACCAGUCGUAAGUCAAGGAUUACCUGUACAUCCUACCUAGCCCCAAAUGAAUGUAUCAUAGUUUAGCAACGUCAAUCUAAUACGAUUCCUCUAACUUUGAUACCGAGAAACAAAAAAUAUUGGAGCAUCUCAAGAUUGUUACUAUUCAGCCGUCAAUUCUCAGACCUUACGGAAUUUACAUAAAGUGAAAAAAUUGCUGGCUUCAAUCAUAAAUUUCCAUAAAAAUAAGCCGUUGCUGGUUUCAGACAUGAAUUUCCAUAAAAAUAAGACAUGGUUUCGGUCAGCUUGGCUGAUAGAAGUCAGUUCACAAGCACUUUAAUAUUGUAAUCAAGAAAAUGAUUUGAAUGAUCUCACCAGGAAUUAAACUGAAAUCACCAGGA
This is a messenger RNA of Thamnophis elegans (Western terrestrial garter snake), 3854 nucleotides long. RefSeq names its product copine 2 (gene CPNE2). The coding region runs from base 442 to 2070 and encodes 542 amino acids. Gene Ontology annotation, cellular component: plasma membrane. Gene Ontology annotation, biological process: cellular response to calcium ion. The transcript is spliced from 16 exons. Gene Ontology annotation, molecular function: calcium-dependent phospholipid binding. NCBI's taxonomy places the organism in Eukaryota, Metazoa, Chordata, Lepidosauria, Squamata, Natricidae. The record is from RefSeq and is a predicted model, not a curated record.